This is a messenger RNA of Alnus glutinosa, 744 nucleotides long. RefSeq names its product E3 ubiquitin-protein ligase ATL6-like. The transcript has a single exon. Bases 128 to 703 code for a protein of 191 amino acids. The record is from RefSeq and is a predicted model, not a curated record. Lineage: Eukaryota; Viridiplantae; Streptophyta; Magnoliopsida; Fagales; Betulaceae.
UGCACCACCUGUCUUCCUAAUGAUUCCACGUACAAAAUUAAUGUGAAGGCUAUUAUACAGAUCUUCGUUCUCAGUUUCAGUCGAUUUGUAAGAAAUUUGUAGUAAAACGGCCGGUCAAUUAAAAUUCAUGAACCCAACAGAACAACAUAGUCGGAGACUCCUUUUGAGUGGCUUAUCACCAAAACCCCAAGUUGAAAACACAGAGAGAACCGUAGACGUGUACGUCACAAUUAUCGUCAUGGCCAUGCUCAUCAGCACCUUGCUCAUUUCCAUGUUCAAAUGCUUAUGCGGCAGCGCGUUCAACAAUCAGUCUCCUCCACAGCCUCAAGACAGCAAUGCCACCAUCACGUCGUCAACGAGAGACGAGCUUGCCACCCUUCCUACCUUCAUCUACGGCAAGUUGUUGUCGGCAUCUUGUUCUUCCGAUUCGACAACAUCAUCACUGGGGUUAGAGACGAACUGUGCGAUAUGCUUGGCGGAGUUUUUUCAUGGAGAGGAAGUCAGGCUUUUGCCGAGGUGUAGGCACAUGUACCACAGGGGUUGUAUUGAUCAGUGGUUGCUGCUCAGAUCGUUGCACUGCCCCAUCUGUAGGGACCGUACGAUCGAGCAGGACGUGGAGCCCACGAGGACCCGUUGCACCGUUGUUGACGUUGGUGAUCCAUCCAUGUUGUUGGGUCCUAACUUUGCCAAUCACUUGCAGUAAGUUUAGGCUCCCUUUGGUUGUUGGACACACUUGUAACAUCA